CUCAAUAUAUAAGAGAAAAAGAUUGAAAAGGGAUUAUGUAUUACUCUACAAUGUUAUCUUCACAAAUUUGCAUUCCACGUGCAACUGUUUUACAAUCUAGAAAGAAUUGGGACAGUUCAAAGUCCAACAAUGACUGGAAACCUGGUAUUGACCAGAUAUCAAUGCAUGAGACCGAACACAUCAGGAAGUAUCCCGAUGCAAAACUUAUACGGCUUGGUAUUGGUGACACUACAGAACCCAUUCCUGAAAUCAUUACAUCCGCAAUGGCUGAGCAUGCACUUGCUCUAUCAACAGUUCAAGGUUACAAAGGGUAUGGACCUGAGCAAGGCAACAUGGCAUUAAGAACGGCAAUUGCAGAAAAGCUUUACAAAGAUACGGGCAUAAAAGGUGAAGAAAUAUUUGUAUCUGAUGGUGCACAGUGUGAUAUUUCUCGCCUGCAGAUGCUUCUCGGACCCAGUGUAACAGUCACUGUUCAGAACCCAACUUUUCCGGCAUAUUUAGAUUCUAGCGUCAUUGUUGGUCAAGCUGGCGAGUUCCAACAAGAAAUUGGGAAGUACAGGAAAAUUGCAUACAUGAAAUGUGGACCUGAGAAUAAUUUUUUCCCCGAUUUAUCUACCACUCCGAGAACAGAUAUCAUUUUCUUUUGUUCUCCAAACAAUCCAACUGGCCAUGCUGCAUCUUGGCAGCAAUUAAAACAACUAAUCGAGUUUGCAAAGGCAAAUGGGUCAAUAAUAAUUUAUGAUUCCGCAUAUUCUGCUUACAUAACAGAUUCAAGCCCAAGAUCAAUCUUUGAAAUUCCUGGAGCCAAAGAGGUUGCAAUCGAAAUUUCGUCCUUCUCGAAAUUUGCGGGGUUCACAGGUGUUCGCCUGGGUUGGACUGUGGUCCCUGAAGAGCUUUGUUACUCUAAUGGAUAUCCAGUCAUUAAUGACUUUGACCGCAUUGUGUGCACUUGCUUUAAUGGUGCUUCAAAUAUUUCACAGACUGGAGGGCUAGCAUGCCUUUCUUCAGACGGCUACCAGGCUUUGAGGAACGUAGUUGACUACUACAAAGACAAUGCCAAGAUAAUCGUUGAUGCAUUUCAAUCACUGGGUUUGAAGGUUUACGGUGGGAAGAACGGCCCUUACGCUUGGGUGCACUUUCCAGGCAGGAAUUCUUGGGAAGUAUUCACAGAAAUUCUCGAGAAAACACACAUAGUCACUGUUCCAGGGAGCGGGUUUGGUCCUGGCGGCGAAGAAUAUAUCAGAAUCAGUUCCUUUGGGCAUAAACAAAGUAUACUAGAAGCUUCCAGGAGGCUCAAAAAUUUUUAUAAAUGACCUAAAGUUAGACGUUGAUGUAAGCGCAUGACCCAGGUCGUACUUUCGUAUGCUUCACGCAACGAACAUAUUCCUGGUGAAAUGCUCCAAUAUAAUCAAGUGAUGCUCCCCGUACCAUAAUAAAGACAAUAAGUAAGGGCUAUUCUUACAGUUGCCUAAUUAACCA
Messenger RNA from Mangifera indica (mango), 1479 nucleotides. Its product is annotated as probable LL-diaminopimelate aminotransferase, chloroplastic. The record is from RefSeq and is a predicted model, not a curated record. NCBI's taxonomy places the organism in Eukaryota, Viridiplantae, Streptophyta, Magnoliopsida, Sapindales, Anacardiaceae. The transcript is spliced from 8 exons. Gene Ontology annotation, biological process: L-pipecolic acid biosynthetic process; systemic acquired resistance, salicylic acid mediated signaling pathway. Gene Ontology annotation, molecular function: L-lysine:pyruvate alpha-transaminase activity; pyridoxal phosphate binding. Gene Ontology annotation, cellular component: chloroplast. Bases 36 to 1313 code for a protein of 425 amino acids.